UCAGCGGCAGCGGCAUCCGACGACGUGGAAAAACAUGUCUCCUGCCAGUGACGUGUUGCAUUCUUGACAUCUCGCUAACCAAAUUUCUAUGCAUAACAACAAGCCAAGGUCCUUUAGGUUGGCACAAAUAUGUCGGCGCGCGGCACUCGGAAAACGCUUGUUGGCGUAUUCCCGCGCUAAGACGCGGCGGUGGCGGCAAACGUCAACACUGUCAAUAAAAUUUAGAUAGUUACGAAGGGAAGUGAGCGGGAUCAGCGGCGAGAGUGCAUCGCGUACAAUCGUGUGCAUCAAAGUUAUCCUAGCUUAGUCCUCGGGGAUCUUUAAUUCUUUAUCACAUCGUUCUCUAUAGAAAAGUAAUCUCUGAAAGUUUCUUUCGUCUUGGCAAACGCUGUAAAGUGGUAUCUUACGAAAAUGGGUUUAUCCGACGAUUUAGAGGAUUCAAUUUUCAUGAAACACCAAGAUCUCUGCCAGAAACUUAACAUGGAUGCAGGUGCAGCCAACGACGCGUGGAAAGCCUACGACGACAUGAGAAAACGUUAUAGUCUUGAGGGUGAUCAAUCACACUGGAUUGGCUGUGCCCUGUAUGUUGCAUGUAGAAAGACUUCAUUUCCCACUGUUGGGAAAAGUAAUACAAGCAUUCAAGGAAACUGUGUUUCCUUAACAAAGUUGCUUACACUCUGCAAUAUGCCUCUGGUUGAAUUUUUCACAAAAAGCAAAGCCUGGGCAGACAUGAGCAACAUGCCACAAGAUUUUGGUGCAAGAAUUGAUACUCUACAAAGAAACUUUUCAGUAUCAUCUGUGUUAUUUCAAAAAUAUCAGCCAAUAUUCAGAGAUAUAUUUAAAAAUCCUGAUGAUUUAAGUAAACCAACUAGAACAAGAAGACAUAAAGCUGUUGCAUGUUCAUUGAACCAACUAUUUGAGUUCUGUUGGACACUUUUUACUUGUAUCAAAAGUGGAAUCCCUACACUAUCUGAUGAUCUGGUCACUUCAUACCACUUAUUGUUAGAUAUUUGUGAUUUGAUGUACAGCAAUGCAUUGUUGGCAAAUAGGAAAGAUUUGUUGAAUCCAGAUUUUCCUGGCUUGCCUGAAAAUUUUAGUAGUGAAGACUUUGUACCUCCAAAAUCUGCAAAUUGCAUUGUUGAUUUGCUGUGCGAACGUUUUAAGGCCAUUGCUAUUGAAGCAAAGAGUAUCAAAGAAUAUUCACUAAAACCUUAUUUAUCUAGGCUUUUUCAAGAAAAAAUUUUAAAGGGUGAACAAUCUAAUAUUUCUGGACUUUUGGAAGCUCUAUAUUUUGAUGGAAAUAAUAAGGCUGUAAAUAAAGCUUAUGAACAACAUAUACUUAGUAUUGGCGAACUGGAUGAAAGAAUAUUUUUAGCAGAAUGCAGACGUAUAAGAUUUGAUAAUGAAUCUUUAAUUGCUAAUGGGGAAAACUGGCCUGCAUUAUCAAAAGGACCAGAUUUAUUAAUAGGUAAUCUAUCAAAUAAAAUACCAAAUGUUAGCAGUCUUGAAGAGCAGUUACAAUCUCGAAGUCAACUAGGAACGAUGCAUUGUUUAGCACCCCUAACACCACUAACUGGUCGAAAAUAUUUAAAGAAAAAAGAUUUGGCAAAUGCUGCAACGAUAUCUAUACCCACACAGAGUGUCAUAAAACUCCAAACUUUAUUAGUUGGAUGUCAAGCUCAACCAUCUGAAAAUCUUUCUCAAGUAUUUACCAAUAGUUCAUUUGAUACUAAAACUUUUGUAGAAGCUAAAGUCCAAAAGUUUGCACAAUUGUUUUGUGAUGCAUACAGUCCACCAGUUCCUGAUAACGAAAAUUUGUUAAAUUUUGGAUAUAAACGUGCACAAUCAGCUCAGGCUCUUUUCUACAAAAUGUUAGAAUUAGUUUUAGCUGAUGAAAUGAUGAAAAAACCUAACUUUGACGUGUCGACUUUACUGAAAAACAACAAGUUUUUACAAUGUUUGUACGCGUGCUGUUGCGAAAUAGUAUUGUACUCUUAUCAAAAUCGAGACAAAUCAUUUCCAUGGAUCUUAUUGACUUUAAACCUGGAAGCCUAUCACUUUUAUAAAGUCAUAGAAGUAAUUGUCAAAGUAGCUGUUGACCAAUUGACUCGCGACACUGUCAAGCAUCUGAAUAGAAUCGAAGAAAUAAUACUAGAAUCUCUGGCAUGGAAAUCAUCUAGUCCAUUGUGGGAGGCAUUAGAAAAUUGUGAGGUUGAUGUUCCUUCUUAUGAAGAGGUUGCGCUUCCUGGCACUUUUGAUCUAAUAGAUCCCAAUACUCCUGGCCAACCAGUUCUAAGAAAAAUUGCUCUCGACAGAAAUUCUCAGAGCGAUGUUCCACAAAGUCCGGUGUCAUCGGCUUCGGAAAGAUUUCAGUCGCCUAAUAUUACUGCGGCUGCUAAAAAACGCCUGUUCACUGAUUCGAAAUCAGGCUCUCAAAGUGUGCUGAAAGGUCAAAAUUUAAUGGCAAAACUAAUGGAAAUAGAUCAACCAAACUUGACAAAAAGUAAUGAAAUUUGCAACGGCACUGCAGUUAACCGUGAUCGGAGCAAACCUCGAAGAACUGGUUCACUCGCUCUAUUUUUCCGAAAGUUUUACCAUUUAACUAUCGCAAGAAUGCAGACUUUGUGUAAUUCGUUGAAGAUUGCUGAACAUGAUUUGAAGAGAAAAAUAUGGACGAUAUUCGAAUACUCCAUAAAGGAUAAAACUAAUUUAAUGAAAGAUCGUCAUUUGGAUCAGAUUCUGAUGUGUGCGGUUUACGUUGUUUGUAAACUCGUGAAAAUUCAAGCAAACUCAUUCACAGAGAUAAUGAAGUGUUACAGACUGCAACCCCAAGCAGAAUCACAUAUUUAUCGUUCAGUUUUUAUAAGAAUUGCCACUAAUCAAGUUGAUCUGGAAAAUUCUAACAGUAGUAAUAAUAGCAACCCGCCACCUACUCCAUCGGGAAUGGCUGCAACUUCAUUUGUUUACGGUUCAGAGGAACGUGGAGAUUUGAUCAAAUUUUAUAACGAAAUUUACGUACCGGAAGUUCAAGAUUUCGCCAAACGCUUGGGCUUAAAUGAUAACAAUUCGAACUUAACUUUAAGUCCAUUGCCUAGAUAUAGUUCUAUUGCGAGUCCUUCUCCAGUCAGAAGAGUUACUAAUAGCGUCAUGACUCGUGUUCUUGAUCCUAAGGAAAUUGCUGCUACGCCGGCACCCCAACUUCAGUAUUGCUUCAAUCGUAGCCCUGCUAAGGAUUUAGAUACAAUCAAUAGAAUGAUUACAACGGUUGACGCAAGAAAGAGCAUCAGUAAACGACUUCUUUCGAACGAAUCAAUGGUAUUCGCCUCAGAACUUGACAAUCCUACUAAGAAAAAUUUAACCGAUGCAGGUUUUAUUGCCCGAAAGAUUGAAAAUAUUAUAGGAGAGCGACGCAUUAACAAUCCGUAAUUCAAAGUCGAUUGUAUUAUAUAUUUAGUAGAUAGAAAAUAUUAAAUGUGCUUUCACGUGCACUUAGUUUUAUUACCGAUAAUAUAUUCGAGACAUCUAGAAAAAAGAAAAAAAAGAAUAUUCUAAAUUUUCUUAGAAAUUAAUUGUAGAAGUAAACUACUUCAUUAAAAAUUUUAUUUAAUAAAUUUGUAUAUGGUUGCGAAAAGUUUGUUAGUAGCUUGUAAUAGUUUUAACAACUAUAUUUUCAUUCUUAGAUCUUAAAAGCUUUUGUAAAUAGUCAUUUCAACUUUUUUUGUUUUUCCAAUUAAUACGUCCGCUUUUAUUAUCACUUAGAUUAUGAAUUUUAUUCAACGUUUAAAUAUGUACUCGCUGACUGAGUACUGGCCUUCCUUUCAAUAAUUAUUUUACAUAUGCAAACAUUGAUACUGCUACAUUAGUCCUUACAAUUCUGAAAGACGUCGUAUACCUACAAUAAACGUGGACAAAUUAAGUUUGCCGUGAUAUUUCAAAUAUAUGUCCAUCUAUACUGUAUUUUACUAUCACUUAAAAAGUUUUUCUAUUUUAAUUACCGUUUUGCUUUAUUGUAAAAAGAUUACUGUCAGAUUUUGAUAGGAUGCGUCUCUUUAACAGAAGACCACUUGAAUUUGUUGAAAAGAACACAAACUGCUUGUUGACAUAAGAUUCAUGAGGAAAUUAAUUGUGAAUCUUGCAGAUACAAACUGAUUUAUUUAAUGUAGGUAGUGUCGAUCUUAUGUCUUUAUAUUGGGUGAAACUGCAAUGUAAAAUGUGGAUAAUCGUGAUUAUAUUGUAGGCUAACGUUUCGUAGACGUC
Phymastichus coffea is the source of this 4257-nucleotide messenger RNA. Its product is annotated as retinoblastoma-like protein 1. Gene Ontology annotation, biological process: cell differentiation; negative regulation of G1/S transition of mitotic cell cycle; regulation of transcription by RNA polymerase II. Lineage: Eukaryota; Metazoa; Arthropoda; Insecta; Hymenoptera; Eulophidae. The coding region runs from base 412 to 3426 and encodes 1004 amino acids. The record is from RefSeq and is a predicted model, not a curated record. Gene Ontology annotation, cellular component: transcription regulator complex; nucleus; chromatin. Gene Ontology annotation, molecular function: RNA polymerase II transcription regulatory region sequence-specific DNA binding. The transcript is spliced from 11 exons.